Molecule: messenger RNA, 898 nt
Organism: Morus notabilis
Lineage: Eukaryota; Viridiplantae; Streptophyta; Magnoliopsida; Rosales; Moraceae
Product: probable phospholipid hydroperoxide glutathione peroxidase
Exons: 6
Coding region: 3-716 (237 amino acids)
Biological process (GO): response to oxidative stress
Cellular component (GO): cytosol
Molecular function (GO): glutathione peroxidase activity
Source: RefSeq, a predicted model, not a curated record
UCAUGCUUUCUUCUUCAACUCGCUUUAUCUACCAAAAAAAUCUGAGUUUAUCUGCAAUAUCUGCGUCUCUUCGAUUGGCAAAACGAUUCUCGUCCAAAAAAAAGCCAACCCUUUUGAGUUCUUCGCAGGUUUCUUCGCGUUCGACGAGGUUUAUUAUUAAAGCGGAGUUUUUGAGGUCCGUUUGGUGCGCUUUAAGAUCGGAAUAUACGAUGGCUAGCCAAUCCAGCAAAGGCUCUGUCUACGAUUUCACUGUUAAGGAUUCUAAGGGAAAUGAUGUUGAUCUCAGCAGCUACAAGGGGAAGGUCGUCUUGAUUGUCAAUGUUGCAUCCCAAUGUGGCUUGACCAACUCAAACUACACUGAGCUGAGUCAGCUGUAUGAGAAAUACAAAGACCAAGGAUUUGAAAUUUUGGCAUUCCCUUGCAACCAGUUUGGAGCUCAGGAGCCAGGGACCAAUGAACAGAUCUUGGAGUUUGCUUGCACUCGCUUUAAGGCCGAGUAUCCCAUCUUUGACAAGGUGGAUGUGAAUGGUGAGAAUGCUGCUCCAAUCUACAAAUUCCUGAAGUCAAGCAAGGGAGGACUCUUUGGGGACAGCAUCAAGUGGAACUUUUCCAAGUUUCUUGUUGACAAAGAAGGAAAUGUUGUUGACCGUUAUGCUCCCACCACUUCUCCUCUUAGCAUUGAGAAGGAUAUAAAGAAACUUCUGGAAAAAGCUUGAGUCGGCUCUUGAGCAAUAGCUGGUAGUUGUUCUAUGAAUAAAGUGCUGUAAUAACCAUCUACUCAAUCAGUUAGUCCCUCUGCUGGACGUAUACUGAACUUGGAUGGCGCUAGUUGUAAUAUGACCGUCUUUUUAAAAUAUUUUCCCUCUUUCUGCCUUUUUAACUUAUUGUCGUUUAUUAA